CUCUUUAUUCUAUUUACUAUGACCACUGCAGAGGUCAAGAGACCAGUGUCUGUAAAGGAGACCCAGACUGGGACACUCCCACGUAUGGCCCCACUCAACGUACCCUUCUUGCGUCGGAUACAGACCAUGGCCUUGUUGACCUAUUCACUAGAGACCACCAUUCUCCUCAGUCUGUUUUCUUUUGUGUGUGCUAUUCCUUUGUUCUGGCCACUGGUGAUAGGAUACAUAAUCUUCUCUAUAAUGGAUGAAUCUUCAGAAAACGGAAGCAGACGUUGGGAGUGGCUUCGCAACUUGACGGUCUGGAAACACUUUGUCGAUUACUUUCCCGUUCGACUUAUCAAAGAGGCCGAUUUGGAUCCUACAAAAAAUUACAUCUUUGGAUAUCAUCCUCAUGGUAUAAUUGCGUUUGGAGCUGCAGCUGGGUUCAUGACAGAAGGUGCCGGUAUCUCCAAGCUCUUCCCUGGCAUCACAGCUACUCUCCUGACACUCAGCUCAAACUUCAAGAUCCCCUUCCAUCGUGAUUUUCUUCUCUGGAUGGGCGCAUGUUCCGUAUCACGAAAGUCGUGCACUAAUAUUCUUCAGUCAAAGCCCGGUAAUGCGAUUGUGAUUGCGGUUGGGGGUGCAUCCGAGUCACUCAAUGCGCGGCCUGGCGUAAUCAACUUGACCCUCAAGAGGCGGCUCGGGUUUGUCAGGAUUGCGGUUGAAACAGGGGCUAGACUCGUGCCUGUCCUGAGUUUCGGAGAAAACGAGAUUUACAACCAAUUGAAUAACGAGAGUGGGUCUUCUAUUCGUCAUUUUCAAAAGAAGCUUCAACAGACUUUUGGCUUCACAACCCCUUUCUUUCACGGAAGAGGUGUCUUUAAUUAUGAUAUUGGUCUCUUGCCACACCGUCGCCCGAUAAAUGUUAUCAUUGGUGAGCCAAUUGUUCCACCGGUCGGCAUAUCUGAGAAAGACAAGGAGGAGGCAGUGCGUCGCUUACAUGGUCAGUACAUGCAAGCCUUAAGAGAUUUGUACGAUAAAUACAAAGAUACAUAUGCUACCAACCGUAUCAAGGAUAUGGAGUUUAUUGAAUAAAUAUAUAUACAAGCGCACAAACAUAUAAACAUACAAAAAAAAACAUACACAAACGCACACACACACACACACACACACAUACAAAGUACACAUGCCGGGAAAGGAGGUUAUAUAUACAUAUGUGUGUGUGUGUAUAUGUAUAUGUGAUAUUUCAUAUUUUCUUGCACAUUUUAAUAAAUCGCAUUUUAUCUAUCAC
Molecule: messenger RNA, 1270 nt
Organism: Phycomyces blakesleeanus NRRL 1555(-)
Lineage: Eukaryota; Fungi; Mucoromycota; Mucoromycetes; Mucorales; Phycomycetaceae
Exons: 5
Coding region: 19-1074 (351 amino acids)
Biological process (GO): triglyceride biosynthetic process
Cellular component (GO): endoplasmic reticulum membrane
Molecular function (GO): diacylglycerol O-acyltransferase activity
Source: RefSeq, a predicted model, not a curated record